Messenger RNA from Syzygium oleosum, 1445 nucleotides. RefSeq names its product lipid phosphate phosphatase 2-like. The transcript has 8 exons. NCBI's taxonomy places the organism in Eukaryota, Viridiplantae, Streptophyta, Magnoliopsida, Myrtales, Myrtaceae. Gene Ontology annotation, biological process: phospholipid metabolic process. The coding region runs from base 290 to 1252 and encodes 320 amino acids. The record is from RefSeq and is a predicted model, not a curated record. Gene Ontology annotation, molecular function: phosphatidate phosphatase activity.
GCCUGCCUGCCUGCUCCGAGGAGUGAAGACGGCGAGAAAAGCAACCCGCUUUGAUAUUUUUGAACAGUGCCGUUCUUGUCUUUCUCUUUCGUGGGUGGCUUCCCUUUUUGGAAUACGAUGCCUCUGUGCGCCGGAACCACGCGUUUCUGAGCUGUUCCUUCCUGGGGAAUCCGGCGAGCUCUCCCCCUCCUCCUCCCACCCUGGAAAGUCGCGUGCUUUUUGUUGGCUCUCAUAGUUCCUUUUCUUUAUAUCUAUUGUCAGCAAUAAACAUUUUGACUUAGAGUUGAAGAUGCCGGAGAUCCAAUUGGGUUGUCACACAGUCAGGUCCCAUGGAAUCAAAGUGGCAAGAGUACACAUGCAUGACUGGUUGAUCCUCUUUCUUCUUGUGGUAAUAGAGAUUAUAUUGAACGUCAUAGAGCCAUUUCAUCGAUUUGUCGGAGAGGAGAUGAUGAUAGACCUGAGGUACCCUCUGCAAGAUAAUACUGUUCCCAUCUGGGCUGUUCCGAUUAUUGCGAUAUUGCUGCCGUUUGCUGUAAUUCUCAUCUACUACUUCAUCAGAAAGGAUGUUUAUGACCUGCACCAUGCCUUAUUGGGUCUUCUAUAUUCUGUGCUUAUCACUGGAGUUAUAACUGAUGCAAUCAAAGAUGCUGUUGGCCGACCUCGACCAGAUUUUUUCUGGCGUUGUUUUCCUGAUGGUAAAGGGGUGUUUGAAACUGUCACACGGGAUGUAAUUUGUACCGGAGACAAGGCUGUCAUCAAAGAAGGAUAUAAAAGUUUUCCAAGUGGGCAUACCUCAUGGUGCUUUGCUGGACUGGGUUUUCUUGCGUGGUAUUUGUCAGGGAAAAUCAGGGUGUUUGAUCAUAGAGGCCAUGUUGCGAAGCUUUGUAUUGUCUUUCUCCCGUUACUUUCAGCAGCUCUUGUAGGAGUUUCUCGAGUUGACGACUAUUGGCAUCAUUGGCAAGAUGUAUUUGCUGGGGCUCUUCUAGGGACAGUCAUUGCUUCAUUUUGUUACUUGCAGUUCUUUCCGCCUCCGUAUGAUGUAGAUGGUUGGGGGCCUCAUGCUUACUUUCAGAUGUUGGCAGAAUCGCGGAAUGGCCUUCAAUCAUCGACAAGCACAAACCAUCUGAGAGUACAGCACUCAGAGCUUGAGAGCGUGUACAUUGAUUCUCAACGUGGAAUGGAAACAUCAAGUGGCAACGUCAGGGAUACGAGCCCCAUACUAGACGGGGUGGAGAGCAACUGGAGGCACUGACUUUGGGCUUCGACUUCGAGUACAUGUAGAAUCUUUAGUUUUCAUCAGUACACGUGGAAGAGUACAAAACAAAAAGGAAAUGGUGGUUCUCUUAUUCCUUUGGACGUUUGGUUGUGCAUAGUGUAAUUUUGGGCUGCUAGGUUCUGGUUGUUUUCUAAUCUGGUAGCUUCUGAAUCAAAUGUUUGUAGUGCAA